This is a messenger RNA of Neltuma alba, 438 nucleotides long. RefSeq lists its product as uncharacterized. The transcript has 2 exons. Bases 1 to 438 code for a protein of 145 amino acids. Lineage: Eukaryota; Viridiplantae; Streptophyta; Magnoliopsida; Fabales; Fabaceae. The record is from RefSeq and is a predicted model, not a curated record.
AUGGUGUUGGGGCCAGACUUAGUGGAUGCUACCACGAAGAAAAUUGAGAUCAUCAAACAGAAAUUGCUGACAGCUCAGAGUCAACAGAAGAGUUAUGCUAAUCAGAGGAGGCGACUGUUAGAAUUUAGUGAGGGUGACCAUGUGUUUUUGAGGGUCACACCUACUACUAGUAUUGGGAGGUCCAUUAAAGCGAAGAAGUUAUCUCGUAGGUUUCUUGGUCCCUUUGAAAUUUUGGAUAGAAUUGGAGCAGUAGCCUAUCAGUACCAACUUGAUCUAUCUCACAUCCUAGAACUUGAGGAGUUGGAGUUACAUGACAAUCUAACUUACCAAGUAGAACCAGAAAGAAUCCUUGAUGUGAAGGACCAACAGUUGAGAAAUAAGACCAUUUGGCUAGUGAAAGUUUUCUGGAAGGGCAUGAGUCCUAGUGAUGCCACCUGA